CACAGGCACAGCCAUGCACAGACUGCUCACCACAAGAGACUACUUCUGAGCAUCCUUCUCCUUCAAGGUCUCCUCUCCUUCCCAAGCCACAGGAACCAGAGUCAAGAACAAGAACAAGGACAGGAAGUGACAUCAAUGGAGCAGAACUUCAAGGACACAUUGGAAGCUGAGAAAAAGCAAAUGAAUGGUCAAACAGAAGAAGCACCUCAAGAAACGACGACACCCGAAGAGUCAGUGAAUACAAGUGAGAAUAAUUCAGAUACAAAUGAACAAGAAAAAAGUGAAAACAAUGCAGAAAAGAAUGAAGAAGAAAAAAGUGUGAGUAAUGGAGAUGAAGAGGAAAAUACAAAUGAAGAAGAGGACGAAAAAGAUGAAGAGGAGGAUGAACUGGGAGAUGGUUUCCAGCCUUCGGUUGAGAUGUCAAUCCAUCUAUUUGAAAAGGACAAAGGGGAAAUCAACCGCCCUAGUAGCAGGUACAACACUGUCAGCUACAGGAAGAUUAAGAGAGGAAACACAAAGCAGAGAAUAGAUGAGUUUGAGUCCAUACUGGAUGUAUAACAGUGAAUGUUUUCAUGUGGUUCCUUCAAAAGGAUGUGAUUGUUAAACUUCUUCAUAGUUAAAAGGCUUAACACAUGCUCACACACAAUCACAUGAACAGUAUUUUCUGACAGCUUAAUUGUUAAAAGCCUAUAUCACAUUUUUGUAGAGAUCAGUAGUUGUAGAAAUCACAUUGUUUAGAAGCGACAAGCCUCAUCUCUGAUUGAUUUAAAGUAACCCCUCAUUUAGCAGCGAGCCAGAAAAACAACAUUUAUUUGUCUACAAACUAGAUUUUUCAUUCAUGAAUGCUCCUUCAAAUAACACGCAGUCUGUCUAACUAACGCAGGCCUGAUCUCUAUUUACAUUUAUGCAUUUAGCAGACGCUAAAAGCGACUUACAGUGCAUUCAGGCUAUACAUUUUUUUUGUAUCAUAUGUGUUUCCUGGGAAUUGAACCCACGACCUUUUGCGCUGCUAACGCAAUGCUCUACCACUGUGGCUUGUGUAAGUAGUGAAACCAGAAUUGUCUAAGUAGUUGCCAAAUCACCAUUAAUGAAUUACUGGGAGAGCUUGAAGUUACAGUAAGCAUACAGUAUGAAGGGCAUUAUUGUAUUCCUGUUUAAAAUUCGAAUUCUAAUGUAAUUUUCUAAUGUCGUGUUUAUGGUUUCAUGGCUUUGUAAAACAUGCUCACACAUUUUAAAACACAGAAAUAGACAUAAUAGCAGUUCAUUUUUUCCAUAUUCAGAUUUGUAUAUGUAAUGUAUGCAUACUGUGAUUAUAUCUUUGGACAAUUAGUAGUUUUCAUUGUUUUCUAUAAUGACUUAAUGUUACUUGAUAUCUGCCAUACUAGAAACUGCAUUCAUGUAAUCUGUAAUAGUUGUUGCAUUCAUGUUAAAGUUGUUAUGGCAUUCUUUUUCUCUGACUACACAAAAUUAUUUUUAUUUUACUUUUUUUUUUCAUCUGUUUAAAUUGGCUUAAAUUGACUGUAAAUAUAUUUACAUUUUAACCAAGUUGAGGCAACACAUUAAAAUGUUUUUAUAACAUAAUAUAAUAUAAACAUAUUUCCUCACCACUAGAUGGCAACAUUGUUUUGUCUUGAUAUAAAAGAUGAGGAAAGCGGUUUGCACGAGGUGUCUCUGUCUACUUUCACAAACUACGUUUCUGUUAAUGGGUAACAACGUCUUCAUUUGAAUUUUGAAAAUUAUCCGUGAUCACAUGUAUUUUUCUAAGCAAAAUCCUGACUGUUAUGCGUUCUGUUAUGCUUAGUUGUAGAAUUAAAACAUUCAUCAUCAACUAAAGAAAAUAAAUAGAGAUGGAUGAUUUAAAACAAAUCAUCUUGGCAACCCUUUAUAAACCAGUCUAAUAUAAAACCAGAAUAAAACGACAACUUGGAUAAUAAAAUCAAACUCUGACACGACGAAGGAAGACCAACAAAUUGUUUACCGUUGUUUAACUAAUCAUUUUUAUGUGGCAUCUAAUGUAUGUAUAAUCAAUGUAAUGAGAUAUUUACUGCAGUAAUUAGUUUAAUUUGGGUGUUUAUG
Messenger RNA from Onychostoma macrolepis, 2076 nucleotides. RefSeq names its product ermin-like. Gene Ontology annotation, cellular component: neuronal cell body; cell cortex; internode region of axon. Gene Ontology annotation, molecular function: actin filament binding. Gene Ontology annotation, biological process: regulation of cell shape; actin filament organization; regulation of cell projection organization. The record is from RefSeq and is a predicted model, not a curated record. The coding region runs from base 136 to 558 and encodes 140 amino acids. The transcript is spliced from 2 exons. Lineage: Eukaryota; Metazoa; Chordata; Actinopteri; Cypriniformes; Cyprinidae.